Cervus elaphus (red deer) is the source of this 975-nucleotide messenger RNA. Its product is annotated as olfactory receptor 5-like. Lineage: Eukaryota; Metazoa; Chordata; Mammalia; Artiodactyla; Cervidae. Gene Ontology annotation, molecular function: olfactory receptor activity; G protein-coupled receptor activity. The coding region runs from base 1 to 975 and encodes 324 amino acids. The record is from RefSeq and is a predicted model, not a curated record. Gene Ontology annotation, biological process: G protein-coupled receptor signaling pathway. The transcript has a single exon. Gene Ontology annotation, cellular component: membrane.
AUGGGGAGGGCUCUCUCCUUGGGCAAUGUGUCCGGAGUGCAAGAGUUUAUCCUGCUGGGUCUGUCUGCCAGGCAAGGCGUGAGGGUGGUGGUGUUUGCCGUCUUCCUGACCCUCUACCUGCUGACCCUCCUGGAGAACGCCCUCAUCGUCUUCCUCGUCUGCAGCCACGCCGAGCUCCGCAAGCCCAUGUACUUCUUCCUGGGCAACCUGAGCUGCCUGGAGAUGUGCUACGUGUCCGUGACCAUGCCCAGCCUGCUCGCCGGGCUGUGGAUGGGACCCUACCACGUGCCCUUCACAGCCUGCCUGAUUCAGCUUUUUUUAUUCAUCUCCCUCAUCGGCACCAAGUGUACCCUCCUGGCCUCCAUGGCCUGUGAUCGCUACGUGGCCAUCUGCCGCCCACUGCACUACCCGAUGCUCAUGCGGCCCCAGGUCUGCCGGGGCUUGGCCGGGACUUCCUGGCUUGGUGGGCUGCUGGUCUCGGUGGUCAAGACAGCGUGCAUCGCCAGCCUGUCCUACUGCGGCCCCAACGUCCUCAACCACUUCUUCUGUGACGUCUCCCCGCUGCUCAACCUGUCCUGCACCCACGUGGCCCUGACUGAGCUGGUGGACUUCCUCUCCGCCAUCGGCAUCUUCUGCGGGACUCUGCUGGUUGCCCUGGCCUCCUACUCGGCCAUUGGGGUGACGGUGCUCCGCAUGCCUUCCGCCGCCGCCCGGCGCAAGGCCUUCUCCACCUGUGCCUCCCACCUGGUGGUGGUGGGCAUCUUCUACUCGGUGGUCCUCUUCAUGUAUUCCCGCCCCAGCCGCGUGGAGUCCACUGACCUGCACAAGGUGCUGUCGGUCGUCUACACGGUGGUCACGCCCGCCUGCAGCCCGGUGGUCUACUGCCUGCGAAACAAGGAGGUCCACGCGGCCCUGCGGAGAGCCCUCCACCCCCGCAAGGGCUCCUCCGCGAUCACGGACAUCUCCCGCUCCUGA